This is a messenger RNA of Coregonus sp. 'balchen', 25398 nucleotides long. The record is from the annotation of a GenBank genome assembly. NCBI's taxonomy places the organism in Eukaryota, Metazoa, Chordata, Actinopteri, Salmoniformes, Salmonidae.
AUGCACAUCAAAUCUAUUAUCUUAGAAGGGUUCAAGUCCUACGCGCAGAGGACAGAAAUCAACGGAUUUGAUCCGCUCUUCAACGCUAUCACUGGACUCAACGGAAGUGGAAAAUCCAACAUUCUCGACUCGAUAUGCUUUCUAUUGGGGAUAUCCAACUUGUCUCAGGUAAUAUGCUAGCUACUUAUUCAUUCAUUCGCAGUGAAGUUGCAGUUUUUAUCCAGUGAGCUAAAUACAUUUCCUUGAAGUUAGCUUGUUGAGUUAGCUAGCUAGCUAACGUUAACUUGAUACCACGUUCAAUGAGGGUCACAGUAACGUUAGUAGAGAAGCUAGCUAGCUGUACUUCCAUCUGAUCUUAACUUAUCUUUCAGGUGCGAGCGGCCAAUCUCCAGGAUUUGGUGUACAAGAACGGUCAGGCCGGUAUCACCAAAGCCACGGUGUCCAUAACAUUCGACAACUCCAACAAGAGCCAGAGUCCGCUUGGGUUCGAGACCCACGACGAAAUCACGGUCACUAGACAGGUACGUUGUUCUCCCCCCCCCUAGCCUCUAUCCCUGUUUGUGGAAAGAGUCAUGUUCCUGAAUAAAAACGUGUGCCCUGCACCAGCUGGUCCAAGCCAGGGGAUACUACUAGCUAACUACAACUUCUGUCGAGUGGUCUGAUUGAACCUCUUAUGUGGUAGCUACUGCGUUAGGUUAGGUCUGGUUUGAAAAUAAUCGUUGGUUCAAGUCCCAGCUCUGACUGUUCCCCUUCCCAAAUCACUACACUAACUGUCCACUGACUUGAUUUCUCAGAUGUAUCCUGUAUUGUCACUAGCCACUCAAACUAGUAAUGCUUUUCACUAUGAUGACGUCUCAUGCUGUCUCCUGUUUUUUUUUCUCUCACCUUAAUCACUACACUGGUGUUGACUGCUUAUUACAGGAUGAUGAUCCAUUCAAACGGGUGCCUUUACUAUAAUAAUAUAUCUUACUUUGCCGUAGCCUCUUGUUCUACUCACAGGUGGUGAGUAGCUAUUAUUAGCCGAUAGCCAUUCAAAGCGAUGCCAUUUACUGUAGAGGAUGCUCUUAAAGUGUUACUAUGGUGAUUUACUGUGAUGGAGUGGAGUGUCACUUUGCCGUAUCCUUCAAUCCCAGGUGGUGAUAGGUGGUAGGAACAAGUACCUGAUCAACGGGGUGAAUGCCAACAACACCAGGGUGCAGGAUCUGUUCUGCUCUGUAGGACUCAACGUCAACAACCCCCACUUCCUCAUCAUGCAGGUAGGUGUUUGAACACCGGAAGUACCUGAGUUGUUGUGUUCAUUAGCCGCACACCGUAGCAAAUCGUUUUUUGCGACGAACAAGAGUUUCUAUUGGACAAAUUCUGGUUCCGUUUGGUUUCUAGAGAAUACGCCCCUGAAUGUUGUUCCACUUGUUGAUAAGGAGCUUCUGCUUAUAGGUCUAAGGGGAAUCGAACUGUGGUACCACAAGUUUUAUAAAUGACUUGAAUAUUUAUUUUAUAUAUUUAUAAAUUUCUCUUUACAAUAUUUCAGGGGAGAAUCACCAAGGUUCUGAACAUGAAACCGCCUGAGGUAAGUCUACACACACACACACACACACACACACACUGUUGAAUCAUGAAGUCUUGUAGCUUCUUGAAGCUUCCGUAGAGACACACUCCACUCCACACACACCUCCUGGAGAAAGACGGACACACAAACAUUCCUUUACCCUCCUCUAUAAAUCUCUAACCCUCCUCUCUCCUCCAUAAAUCUCCUCUCUACUCCUCCUCUCUCCUCCAUAAAUCUCCUCUCUACUCCUCCUCUCUCCUCCAUAGAUCCUAGCCAUGAUAGAGGAGGCAGCAGGAACCAGGAUGUAUGAGUGUAAAAAGAUUAGCGCCCAGAAAACCAUCGAGAAGAAAGAAGCCAAACUCAAAGAGAUACAGACGGUGCGGCCUGUGAUAACUUAGCUCGGUGUUUCCUGGUCCUGGGGACCCAAAGGGGUGCACGGUUUUGUGUUUUUCUCUAGCAAACUAGGUUCAACUAAUCACACCUUCAGUUGAAUCUAGUGUGUUAGUGCUAGGACACAAAAAUAUAUGCACCUCUUGGGGUCCCCAGGAUUAGGAAAUGGACAUAGCUCUUACUAUCAAAAAUGGUGCCUUGGAUAUUGGUCGGAUUGGACUAAUUUUGUGUUUGGUUGUGUUGUGUUCAGAUCCUUAAUGAAGAGAUCACUCCUACCAUGCAGAAGCUGAAGGAGGUAGGAACUCACAUUUUUAAGAUAUGUUUUGUAGAAUAGGGGAUCAUCAUGUCAGCUCAAUACAAGACAUUUCUAUCUGGUUCGGCGAUGUUGAGAUCCUUGUCCCCUCAUCAUGAGUGUGACCCUGGAAUAAGCCCCCUCGCCUCCACCAAGUAGACAUUCCUUUUUUCCUCACUGUCCCUCCAUCUAUCCCACGUGGCUCAGUUGGUAGAGCAUGGCACUUGUAACGCCAGGGUUGUGGGUUCGAAUCCCACGGGGGAUCAGUACGAAUGAAAAUGUUUGCACUCAUUACUGUAAGUGGCUCUGGAUAAGAGCGUCUGCUAAAUGACUAAAUGUAAAUGUAUCCCCUACAUAACCAUCUUCUAUUCUCCCUCCCUCCCUCCCUCCCUCCAUCUCUCCCUCCAUCCCUCCAUCCUCUGUAGGAGCGGUCUUCCUACCUGGAGUACCAGAAGUUGAUGAGAGAGAUAGAACACCUGAGUCGUCUGUACGUGGCCUGGUUGUUUGUCUGUGCAGAGGAGUCCAAGGUACUCACUCACUCUCUCACACACUCACACUCACACUCACACUCACACACACUCACUCUCACACUCACUCUCACACUCACUCACUCUCACACACACUCACUCUCACACACACUCACUCUCACACACACUCACUCUCACACACACUCACUCUCACACUCACACACUCACUCUCACACUCACUCACUCACUCUCACUGAAGGUCCUGUGUUGAAUAUGACCUCAUGUUUUAUAUGGUGUGUUCUCAUGUCAUGUUGCUCUGCUGUCUUCUCUUGUCAUGUUGCUCUGCUGUCUUCUCUUGUCAUGUUGCUCUGCUGUCUUCUCUUGUCAUGUUGCUCUGCUGUCUUCUCUUGUCAUGUUGCUCUGCUGUCUUCUCUUGUCACGUUGCUCUGCUGUCUUCUCUUGUCACGUUGCUCUGCUGUCUUCUCUUGUCACGUUGCUCUGCUGUCUUCUCUUGUCACGUUGCUCUGCUGUCUUCUCUUGUCACGUUGCUCUGGUGUCUUCUCUUGUCACGUUGCUCUGCUGUCUUCUCUUGUCAUGUUGCUCUGGUGUCUUCUCUUGUCAUGUUGCUCUGGUGUCUUCUCUUGUCAUGUUGCUCUGCUGUCUUCUCUUGUCAUGUUGCUCUGCUGUCUUCUCUUGUCAUGUUGCUCUGCUGUCUUCUCUUGUCACGUUGCUCUGCUGUCUUCUCUUGUCACGUUGCUCUGCUGUCUUCUCUUGUCACGUUGCUCUGCUGUCUUCUCUUGUCACGUUGCUCUGCUGUCUUCUCUUGUCACGUUGCUCUGCUGUCUUCUCUUGUCAUGUUGCUCUGGGGUCUCCUUGUAUGCCCAGCAAUGUCCGUUGGGGAUGAAUAACAAAGUGAAUUGAAUGUAAUUAAAUAUAAUGGAAUGUGAUUGAAUUCACUGUAAUUGGAUUUGCAGGUGAAGUUUUAAUGGAAUUGUUGUUAAUAAAGUUUUCUUGAUUUUAAAUCGCAGGUGAAGUCAGCGGAGGACCUGAAGGUAAUGCAGGACUCCAUCACUCAGCUGCAGGCCAACAUGGCGGACAACGAACACAAGGUCCAGGAGCUCUCCGCUCAGAUACAGGAACUGCAGAAGAAGAGGGACCAAGUAAUGACAUGCUAUAUUCAAUUCAAUACAACUUUAUUAAUCCACUCUGGCAGCGUUGGAGCAGAAACAUGUUGCAGAUAACAUAGCACAUUGAUGGGCACCACUUCUCUAAUGUGAAUGAAGAGUAAUGGCAGUUCUAUGUGAUACAUUUCUAUCUGCAACUGUUCAAUCUCAUUGGAUGGACUGUUAUAUUUCUAACAUUUAGCUUAGAGGUUAUUACAUAUGACUAUGUUCUGUGUGCCCUGCCGUCUGUGUGCCCUGACGUCUAUGUGUGUCUCUCCUGUCCCAUAGGAGGUUGGUGGAGUGCUGAAGGGUUUAGAGGAGACUCUGUCUGAGGUCCAGAGGGUUGAUGCUAAAGCCCAGAGUGCCGUGGACAUGAAGAAACAGAACCUGAAAGACGAAACCAAGAAGAGGAAGGAACUGGUGAAGACCAUGGAGGAGGUGAGAGGGUGUAUGGGGUGGAGAGAGGGUGUAGGGGUGGAGAGAGGGUGUAGGGGUGGUGAGAGGGUGUAGGGGGUGGUGAGAGGGUGUAGGGUGGUGAGAGGGGGUAGGGGUGGUGAGAGGGGUAGGGGUGGGAGAGGAGGGUGGAGAUAGGGUGUAGGGGUGGAGAGAGGGUGUAGGGGUGGAGAGAGGGUGUAGGGGUGGAGAGAGGGAGAGAUGGAGAAAAGCUGACAGUCUGAAAUAUGAAGAUAAUAGGUUGUUACAACUACAACCACUUUCCCCUUUUCUCUCUCUCAAUUCAAUUCAAUUUAAGGCCUUUAUUGGCAGGGAAACAUAUGUUUACAUGGCCAAAAUAAGUUAAAUAGAUAAUCUCUCGGUCUCUCUCACUCUCUGUCUGUCUGUGUUUCCCCCCCAGGAUAAGAAGAUGCUAGUGGUUAAGGAAGGAGAGGUAUCUAAGGCAUCAGAGAAGCUGUCUGCCCUACAGGAGGAAGGUCAGAAGGAUAGCGCCGCCCUAGAGGCCGCACAGUGUCACUUCAAGGCUGUGUCCGCAGGGCUGUCCACCAAUGAGGACGGAGAAGAGGCCACGCUCGCUGGACAGAUGAUGACCUGCAAGAACGACAUGAGUAAAGCUGACACUGAGGCCAAACAGGUGAGCGUCGCGAGAGUCGAUUGAUUGAUUUGUAAUAAGACAUAUUUGAAACAGAGAACUGAUUGAUUUGUAAUAAGACAUAUUUGAAACAGAGAGUUGAUUGAUUUGUAAUAAGACAUAUUUGAAACAGAGAAUUGAUUGAUUUGUAAUAAGACAUAUUUGAAACAGAGAAUUGAUUGAUUUGUAAUAAGACAUAUUUGAAACAGAGAAUUGAUUGAUUUGUAAUAAGACAUAUUUGAAACAGAGAAUUGAUUGAUUUGUAAUAAGACAUAUAUGAAACAGAGUUGAUUGAUUUGUAAUAAGACAUAUUUGAAACAGAAUUGAUUGAUUUGUAAUAAGACAUAUUUGAAACAGAGAAUUGAUUGAUUUGUAAUAAGACAUUUGAAACAGAGAAUUGAUUGAUUUGUAAUAAGACAUAUUUGAAACAGAGAAUUGAUUGAUUUGUAAUAAGACAUAUUUGAAACAGUUGAUUGAUUUGUAAGAACGAUCUGAGUAAAGCUGACACAGGCCCAACAGGUGACCUCUGACCUCUAUCUGACCUACGACCUUCAAAGAAUGUAAACUGAAUGAGGAGGAUGGCCUCAAUACAAGUGUUUCCUGCUGUGCUGGAUGAGUAUCUCUAAGACUUAACUCUCUUUCUGUUGGUUGUUCUCCUCAGGCUCAGAUGAAGCUGAAACAUGCCCAGCAGGAGCUGAAGGCCAAGCAGACAGAGGUGAAGAAGAUGGACUCUGGUUACCAGAAAGACCAGGAGGCCUUCAACACCGUCAAGAAGAACAAGGAGAAACUAGAGGCUGAUAUGGGGAAACUACAGUACCAAGGUAGAGGAGGAGGAGGAGGGAGAAACUAGAGGCUGAUAUGGGGAAACUACAGUACCAAGGUAGAGGAGGAGGAGGAGGGAGAAACUAGAGGCUGAUAUGGGGAAACUACAGUACCAAGGUAGAGGAGGAGGGGGGAGAAACUAGAGGCUGAUAUGGGGAAACUACAGUACCAAGGUAGAGGAGGAGGAGGAGGGAGAAACUAGAGGCUGAUAUGGGGAAACUACAGUACCAAGGUAGAGGAGGAGGAGGGGGGAGAAACUAGAGGCUGAUAUGGGGAAACUACAGUACCAAGGUAGAGGAGGAGGAGGGAGAAACUAGAGGCUGAUAUGGGGAAACUACAGUACCAAGGUAGAGGAGGAGGAGGAGGGAGAAACUAGAGGCUGAUAUGGGGAAACUACAGUACCAAGGUAGAGGAGGAGGAGGAGGAGAAACUAGAGGCUGAUAUGGGGAAACUACAGUACCAAGGUAGAGGAGGAGGAGGAGGGAGAAACUAGAGGCUGAUAUGGGGAAACUACAGUACCAAGGUAGAGGAGGAGGGGGGAGAAACUAGAGGCUGAUAUGGGGAAACUACAGUACCAAGGUAGAGGAGGAGGAGGGAGAAACUAGAGGCUGAUAUGGGGAAACUACAGUACCAAGGUAGAGGAGGAGGAGGAGAGAAACUAGAGGCUGAUAUGGGGAAACUACAGUACCAAGGUAGAGGAGGGAGAAACUAGAGGCUGAUAUGGGGAAACUACAGUACCAAGGUAGAGGAGGAGGAGGGAGAAACUAGAGGCUGAUAUGGGGAAACUACAGUACCAAGGUAGAGGAGGAGGAGGAGGGAAAACUAGAGGCUGAUAUGGGAAACUACAGUACCAAGGUAGAGGAGGAGGGGGGAGAAACUAGAGGCUGAUAUGGGGAAACUACAGUACCAAGGUAGAGGAGGGAGAAACUAGAGGCUGAUAUGGGGAAACUACAGUACCAAGGUAGAGGAGGAGGAGGGAGAAACUAGAGGCUGAUAUGGGGAAACUACAGUACCAAGGUAGAGGAGGAGGAGGAGGAGGAGAAACUAGAGGCUGAUAUGGGGAAACUACAGUACCAAGGUAGAGGAGGAGGAGGGGGAGAAACUAGAGGCUGAUAUGGGGAAACUACAGUACCAAGGUAGAGGAGGAGGAGGAGGGAGAAACUAGAGGCUGAUAUGGGGAAACUACAGUACCAAGGUAGAGGAGGAGGAGGGGAGAAACUAGAGGCUGAUAUGGGGAAACUACAGUACCAAGGUAGAGGAGGAGGAGGAGGGAGAAACUAGAGGCUGAUAUGGGGAAACUACAGUACCAAGGUAGAGGAGGAGGGAGGGAGAAACUAGAGGCUGAUAUGGGGAAACUACAGUACCAAGGUAGAGGAGGAGGAGGAGGGAGAAACUAGAGGCUGAUAUGGGGGAAACUACAGUACCAAGGUAGAGGAGGAGGAGGAGGGAGAAACUAGAGGCUGAUAUGGGGAAACUACAGUACCAAGGUAGAGGAGGAGGGGGGAGAAACUAGAGGCUGAUAUGGGGAAACUACAGUACCCAAGGUAGAGGAGGAGGAGGAGGGAGAAACUAGAGGCUGAUAUGGGGAAACUACAGUACCAAGGUAGAGGAGGAGGAGGAGGGAGAAACUAGAGGCUGAUAUGGGGAAACUACAGUACCAAGGUAGAGGAGGAGGGAGAAACUAGAGGCUGAUAUGGGGAAACUACAGUACCAAGGUAGAGGAGGAGGAGGAGGGAGAAACUAGAGGCUGAUAUGGGGAAACUACAGUACCAAGGUAGAGGAGGGGAGGGAGAAACUAGAGGCUGAUAUGGGGAAACUACAGUACCAAGGUAGAGGAGGAGGGAGAAAACUAGAGCUGAUUAUGGGGAAAUACAGUACCAGUAGGAGAGGAGAAACUAGGGCUGAUAUGGGGAAACUACAGUACCAGGUAGAGGAGGAGGAGGGGGGAGAAACUAGAGGGCUGAUAUGGGGAAACUACAGUACAAGGUAGAGGAGGAGGAGGGAGAAACUAGAGGCUGAUAUGGGAAAACUACAGUACCCAAGGUAGAGGAGGAGGAGGGAGAAACUAGAGGCUGAUAUGGGGAAACUACAGUACCAAGGUAGAGGAGGAGGGAGAAACUAGAGGCUGAUAUGGGGAAACUAUAGUACCAAGGUAGAGGAGGAGGAGGGGGGGAGGAGCAAUACCCAAACAAGAGAUGAAAGAGUAACAGUUUGCUGAUUCUUUCACAAAGGAAACUGUCAAGAUGGGACAAUAUCAGAUGUUUUGUUGUUUUAAUUGGAGUUGUACCUGCUGGACGCUUUACAACAAUAAUUAGGGAUUCAAAUGUUGAGCCUUGUGCUGACGUCUGAUGUGUUGUUUAUCAGAUGGGAAGGAGGAGAGUCUUCUGGACAGGAAGAGACAGCUGAACCGUGAGGUCACCACCCUCAGAAAUACCUACGAGAGUCUGAUGGCCCGCUUCCCUAACCUACGCUUCGACUACAAGUACGCCGUGUCUGUUAGUCAUUUAGCAGACACUCUUAUUCAGAGAGACGUACAGUUAGUGCAUUCAUCUUCAGAUAGCUAGGUGGGACCACCACAUAUCUCAGUUAGGGCAUUCAUCUUCAGAUAGCUAGGUGGGACAACCACAUAUCUCAGUUAGUGCAUUCAUCUUCAGAUAGCUAGGUGGGACCACCACAUAUCUCAGUUAGUGCAUUCAUCUUCAGAUAGCUAGGUGGGACAACCACAUAUCUCAGUUAGUGCAUUCAUCUUCAGAUAGCUAGGUGGGACCACCACAUAUCUCAGUUAGUGCAUUCAUCUUCAGAUAGCUAGGUGGGACAACCACACAUCUCAGUUAGUGCAUUCAUCUUCAGAUAGCUAGGUGGGACAACCACAUAUCUCAGUUAGGGCAUUCAUCUUCAGAUAGCUAGGUGGGACAACCACACAUCUCAGUUAGUGCAUUCAUCUUCAGAUAGCUAGGUGGGACCACCACAUAUCUCAGUUAGUGCAUUCAUCUUCAGAUAGCUAGGUGGGACAACCACACAUCUCAGUUAGUGCAUUCAUCUUCAGAUAGCUAGGUGGGACAACCACAUAUCACAGUCAUAGUAAGUACAUGUUUCCUCUAAAGUAGUUAUCAGCUCCGUGCUAGUAGGAAAAGAUAAGUACAGGUAUUUAAUUUGUAUGUUUCUCUCUCUCUCUGUCUCUCUCUGUAUCUCUCUCUGUCUCUCUCUGUAUCUCUCUGUAUCUCUCUCUGUCUCUCUCUGUAACUAUCUCUGUCUCUCUCUGUCUCUCUCUGUAUCUCUCUUUGUCUCUCUCUGUAUCUCUCUCUGUCUCUCUGUAUCUCUCUCUGUCUCUCUUCUGUGUCUCUCUCUGUCUCUCUCUGUAUCUCUCUCUGUAUCUCUCUCUGUUAUCUCUCUGUCUUCUCUCUGUCUCUCGCUGGAUCUCUUCUGUAUCUAUCUCUGUCUGCACUGUUCUAUUCUCUGUCUCUAUGUAUCUCUCUGUUAUCUCUCUCGGUCUCUCUGUAUCUCUCUCUGUCUCUCUCUUGUCUCUCUUGUAUACUCUCUCUGUUCUUCUCUCUGUAUCUCUCUCUGUCUAUCUCGGUCUCUUCUGUAUAUCUCUCUGUCUCUCUCUGUCUCUCUCUGUAUCUCUCUUCUGUCUCCUCUGUCCUUCUGUCUCUCUUCUGUAUCUAUUCUGUUGUUUAUCUCUCUCUGUACUCUCUCGUAUCUUUUCGCUGAUCUCUCUCUGUCCUUCUGUCUGCUCUCUGUCUGGGACAACCAACAUAUCACAUCAUAGUAAGUACAUGUUUCUCCUAAAGUAGUUGUUAUCAGCUCCGUGCUAGUAGGAAAAGAUAAGUACAGGUAUUAAUUUGUAUGUUUCUCUCUCUCGCUGUCUCUCUCUGUAUCUCUCUCUGUAUCUCUCUGGUCUCUCUGUAUCUCUCUCUGUGCUCUCUCGUAUCUUCUCUGUUCUCUCGUAUCUCUCUCUGAUCUCUCGGUAUCUAUCUCUGUCUCUCUGUAAUCUCGCUCUGUAUUCUAUGGUAUCUCUCUCGUCUCUCUCUGUAUCUCUCUCUGUAUCUCUCUCUGUCCUUCUGUAUCUAUCUCUGUACCUCUGUAACUCUCUGUCUCUCUCUGUAUCUCUCCUCUGUCUUCUCUGGAUUUUUCUCUCUCUUGUUCUCUUUUUAUCUCUCUCUGUCUCUAUGUAGCUCUCUCUCUCUCCUGUCUCUCGCUGUAUCUCUCGGGUUCUCUCUUAUUCUCUCUGUAUCGCUUCUGUCUCUCUCUGUCGUCUCUGUUAAUCUCUCUCUGUCUCUCUCUGUCUUCCUCUGACUCUCGUCUCUCUCUGUAUCAUCUCUGCUCCUCGUAAUCUCUCUCUGUCUCUCUACUGUAUCUAUCUCUGUCUCUCCUUCUUGUAUCUCUCUCUGGUGUCUAUCUCUCUGUAUCUCUCUCUGUCAUCUCUCUGUAUAUCUUAUGUAGCUAUCUAUGUUCUCUCUCUGUAUCUCUUCUGGUCAUCUCUCUGUAAUCUCGCUCUGCUCUCUCUGUAUCUCUCUCUGUCUCUAUCUGUAUCUCUCUCUGUCUCUUCUCUGUAUCUCUCUCUGUCCUACUCUAUGUCUACUAUGUAAUCUCUCUCUGUCGCUCUCUCUGUCUCUCUCUGUCUCUCCACUCUCUCUCUCUCUCUCUCUCUGAUAACUCUCUCUUCUCUCUAUCCUCUGUCUCUCUCUGUCUCUAUUUCCCUUCCCCAGAGGGACCCCAGAGAGUGGAGUGCUGGUCGGGACCGUUUAUAGCAGAGUAAAGGGGACUCCUAGCUAACCUGAAACAGUCCGUGAUGUGUCCUUACUUACUGAGACUAGAGGUGGUGGCUGGGGCAAACUCACAGUAGUGGUGGACACUGAGGUUAGUGUCCAACAGGUCUCUGGAAUCCAUCACUGCAGAAAGACUUGAGUAUUAAGGCUAACCGUGAGGGCUUUCACUGGAAGAGAGAAGAUUGUGUUUGUCAUGGACAAUUAGUUUCUUGGUCAGGAGCCUUGUAGUUCCUGGUUCUGUACUGGAAUGUUGAACGGAGGAGAGGCUAGCUCCAUAACUCUCUGUAUCUCUCUGUGGGUCUCUCUCUCUGUGUGUCUCUCUCUCUGUGUGUGUGUCUCUAUCUAUCUCUUCUUGGUGUGUCUCCCUCUCUCUCUCUAUCUCUCUCUCUCUUCUGUGUUUGUGUCUCUCCCUCUUCUGUGUGUGUUUGGGUCUCUCUCUCUCUCUGUGUGGGUCUCUUCUCUCUCUCUCUCUGGUGUGUCUCUCUCUCUCUCUCUCUGUGUGUUUUUGUCUCUCUCUCUCUCUCUCUAUGUUUGCCUCUCUCUGGUCUCUCUCUCUUCCCCCUCUCGCUCUCUGUGUCUCUCUCUGUUGUCUCUCUCUGUUCUCUCUGUCUCUGUGUUGUUGUUUUGGUUGUCUCUCUUGUCUCCUCUCUCUCUCUCUCUCUGUGUGUGUGGCUCUCUUGUCUCUCUCUCUCUCUCUCUCUGUUGUGUUGUAUCUCGCUCUCUCUCUCUGUCUUCUCUUUCGCUGGUGUGUGUGUUGGGGUUCUCUCUAGGUGACAGGGGUAAGGUAUAAGAAGUUGUUAGAGAAAAGGAGAGCUGAAGGUAGAUACACCAUCAUCCCUCUCAACAGAUCUUGCCAGGAACCUAAUGACAGUGUGGUCAAACGCCAAGAGGAUGGUGAGAUAUAACAUACACUGAGACAGAAGACAUACCCCUCCCACCCACCCCCCCACCCCUGAAAAAAAGACAAACCAAAAAAACAAAAAAAAAAAAAGCGAAACAAAGAAAAACAAAAAAAAAAAAAAAAACAAUACGGAAAAAAAGAAAAAAAAAAACGGAAAAAAUAAAAAAAAAAAAUAAAAAAAAACAAAAAGGAAAAAAAAAAAAAAAAAAAAACAGGAAAAAAAACAAAAAAAAAAAAAAAAAAAAAAAAAAAAGGAAAAAAAAACAAAAAAAAAAAACAAAAGGCGAAGAAACAAAAAAAAAAAAAAAAAGAAAAAACCAACCUACACCCCUACCACAAACCCCCCAACCUUACACCCUCACACCCACCCACACCUAAGUAACCACCCCCCCACCCAACCCAACCCUUUACACCCCUCCCACACACACACCCACCACACCUUACACCCUCCCACACUCCACCAGAUCUCUGCCAGACUUUCUCGCAGACUUCUCAAUACCAACUUUGGUGGUUUGGUUACGAAGCCCCCCUCCCUCUCCUCCCUCCAUCUCCAGGUAGGGGAGAGAAUGGAGGGAGGAGGGAGAAAAACGUCCAUAAGCUCUGCUCUGGUUGGAUAUGAGGCAGACCUGAGGAAGGACAUGGAGGAGUCUGUGUUUGGUUCUACGUUGGUAUGUGACAAUUGGAACAACGCAAGCAGGGGCUUAGACAAGAGAGUCAUGACCCAAAACUGUUACUCUGGGGGGGAGGGGGAGACGUCUUCGAUCCUCAGGGGGACACUGAGCGGAGGUGAGGCACAACGGACUGAAACACCUCUAGAUAUGAUAGGAUGAUGAUGAUGACCGUCGCUGCUGCUUCAUUUAUCUCCUCCUCUCCUCUCCUCUCCUCUCCGCUCGUCUCUCCACUCUCUAGGAGUCAGUCUGUCUCUGUGUUGUCCAGUCUUAUGGUUGUGUGUCUCUCUCCCUCUGGGUCAGUCUGUCUCUGUGUUGCCAGUUAAGGUUUGUGGGUCUCUCUCUCUCUCUAGGAGUUAGUCUGUCUCUGUGUUGUCCAGUCUUAAGGUUGUGUCUCUCUCCCUCUAGGAGUCAGUCUGUCUCUGUGUUGUCCAGUCUUAUGGUUGUGUGUCUCUCUCUCUCUCUCUAGGAGUCAGUCUGUCGCUGUGUUGUCCAGUCUUAAGGUUGUGUGUCUCUCUCUCUCUAGGAGUCAGUCUGUCUCUGUGUUGUCCAGUCUUAAGGUUGUGUGUCUCUCUCUCUAGGAGUCAGUCUGUCUCUGUGUUGUCCAGUCUUAAGGUUGUGUGUCUCUCUCCCUCUAGGAGUCUGUCUCUCUAUGUGUUGUUCCAGGCUUAAGGUGUGUGUCUCUCUCUCUAGGAGUCAGUUCUGUCUAGUGUGUUGUCCAGUCAGUAUAAGGUUGUGUGUCUCCUCCUCUAGGAGUCCAUGUCUGUCUCUGUGUUGUCCAGUCCUUAAGGUUGUGUGUUGUCCUCUCUCUCUAGGAGUCAGUCCUGUCUCUGGUUGUCCAGUCUUUAAGGUGUGUGUCUCCUCUCUCGAGUCAGUAUGUCUCGGUUGUCAGGUUCUUAAUUUUUGCCCUGUGUCUCUCCCUCUAGGAGUCAGUCUGUCUCUGUGUUGUCCAGUCUUAAGGUUGUGUGUCUCUCUCUAGGAGUCAGUCUGUGUUGUCCAGUCUUAUGGUUGUGUGUCUCUCUCCCUCUAGGAGUCAGUCUGUCUCUGUGUUGUCCAGUCUUAAGGUUGUGGUCUCUCUCUCUCUAGGAGUCAGUCUGUCUCUGUGUUGUCCAGUCUUAAGGUUGUGUGUCUCUCCCUCUAGGAGUCAGUCUGUCUCUGUGUUGUCCAGUCUUAAGGUUGUGUGUAUCUCUCUAGGAGUCAGUCUGUGUUGUCCAGUCUUAUGGUUGUGUGUCUCCCUCCCUCUAGGAGUCAGUCUGUCUCUGUGUUGUCCAGUCUUAAGGUUGUGUCUCUCUCUCUCCCUAGGAGUCAGUCUGUCUCUGUGUUGUCCAGUCUUAUGGUUGUGUGUCUCUCUCCCUCUAGGAGUCAGUCUGUCUCUGUGUUGUCCAGUCUUAAGGUUGUGUGUCUCUCUCUCUCUCUAGGAGUUAGUCUGUCUCUGGUGUCCAGUCUUAAGGUUGUGUGUCUAAUCUCCCUCAGGAGUCAAGUUGUCUCUGUGUUGUCCGUCUUAAGGUUGUGUGUCUCUCUCCCUAUAGGAAGUCAAGUCUGUCUUGUGUUGCCAGUCUUAAGGUUGUGUGUUCUCUCUCCGGCGUCAGUCUGUCUCUGUGUGUCAGUCUUAAAGGUUGUGUGUCUUCUCUCUAGGAGUCAGUCUGUCUCUGUGUGUCCAGUCCUUAGGUUGGGUUUCUCUCUCCCUAUAGGAGUCGUCUGGCUCUGUGUUGUUCCAGUAUUAAGGUUGUGUGUCUCCCUCGCUAGGCGUCAGUCUGAUUGUGUUGUCCGUUCUUAAGGGUGGGGUUCUCUCUCUUCUCUAGGAGUCAGUCUGUUCUUGUGUGGUCCAGUCUUUGGUUUGUUGUCAGGCUCUCUCUUUCUAGGAGUCAGUCUGUCCGUGUUUGUCAAUUCUUAGGUUGUGUUCUCUCCCUCUAGGAGUCAGUCUGUCUCUGAUGUGUCCAGUCUUAAGGUGUUGUUGUCUCUCUCCCUCUAGGAGUCAGUCUGUCUCUGUGUUGUCCAGUACUUAAGGUUGUGGGUCUCUCUAUAGGAGUCAGUAUGUCUCUGUGUUGUACAGUCGUAGGUUGUGUGUCUACUCUCUCUAGGAGUCAGUCAGUCUUGUGUUUUUUUUGUGUUCUUUUUUGUUUUUUUUAAUUUUUUUUUUUUUUUUUUUUUUGUCCCAGUCUUAAGGGUUGUGUGUCUCUCUCCCUCUAGGAGUCAGUCUUCUGUCUCUGUGUGUCCAGUUCUUAAGGUUUGGUGUCUCCUCUCUGGAUCAGUCUGUGUGUCAGUCUUAUGGUUGUGUGUCUUCUCACUCUAGGAGUCAAGUCUGUUAUCUGUGUUGUCCAGUCUUAAGGUUGUGUGUCUCUUCUUCUCAGGAGUCAGUCUGUCCUGUGUUGUCAAGUCUUUAAGUUUGUGUGUCUCUCUCUCUCUAGGAGUCCGUCUGCCUGUGUUGUUCCGUCGUAAGGUUGUGUGUCUCUAUCUUAGGAGUAGUCUGUCUCUGUGUUGUCCAAGCUUAUGGCUGUGUGUCUCCCUCCCUCUGGAGGUAAGUCUGUCUCUGUGUUGUCCAGGCUUAAGGUUUUGUGUGUCUCUCUCUCUCUAGAGUCAGUCUGUCUCGGAUGUUGUCCAAGUCUUAAGGUUGUGUGUCUCCACUCCCUCUAGGAGUCAGUCUGUCUCGUGUUGUCCAUUCUUAAGGUUGUGUUAUCUCGCUCCUCUAGGAGUCGUCUGUCUCUGUGUUGUCCAGUCUAAGGUGUGUCUUUCUCCCUCAAGGAGUCAGUCGUCUCGGUGUUGCAGGCUUAGUAUUAUGGUUGGGGUCUCUCUAUAGGAGUCAGUCUGUCUCUUGUUGUCCAGUCUCAGGUUGUGUGUCUCUCUCUCUAUAGGAGUCAGUCUGUCUCUGUGUUGUCCCAGUCUUAGUGUUGUAUCUCUCUCUCUCUCCUCUAGGAGUCAGUCGUCUCUGUGUUGUCAGUCGUAAGGUUGUGUGUCUCCCUCCACUAGGAGGUCCAGUCUGUCUCUGUGUGGUCCAGUCUUAAGGUUGUUGUUGUCUCUCGCUCUCUCUCUGGAGUCGUCUGUCUUGUGUUGCCAGUCUGAAGGUGUGGUCUUCUCUCCCUCUAGGAGUCAGCUUCUCUGUGUUGUACAGUCUUAAGGUUGUGUCUCCCCUCUAGGAGUCGUCUGUCCUCUGUGUUGUCGUCUUAAGGUUCGUGUCUCUCUCCUUAGGAGUCAGUCUGUCUCUGUGUUGUCCAGUCUUAAGGUUGUGUGUCUCUCUCUCUAGGAGUCAGUCAGUCUGUGUUGUCCAGUCUUAAGGUUGUGUCUCUCUCUCCCUCUAGGAGUCAGUCUGUCUCUGUGUUGUCCAGUCUUAAGGUUGUGUCUCUCUCUCCCUCUAGGAGUCAGUCUGUCUCUGUGUUGUCCAGUCUUAAGGUUGUGUGUCUCUCUCUCUCUAGGAGUCAGUGCAGUCGUUGUUGUCAGUCUUAUUGUGUCUCUACUCCCUCUAGGAGUCAGUCUGUUCUCUGGUGUUGUCCAGUCUUAAGGUUUGUGUGUGUCUCUCUCUCUAGGAGUCAGUCUGUCUCUGUGUUGUCCAGUGUUAAGGUUGUGUGUCUCUCUCCCUCUAGGAGUCAGUCUGUCUCUGUGUUGUCCAGUCUUAUGGUUGUGUGUCUCUCUCUCCCUCUAGGAGUCAGUAUGUCUCUGUGUUGUCCAGUCUUAAGGUUGUGUGUCUCUCCCUCUAGGAGUAAGCUGUCUCUGUGUUGUCCAGUCCUUAAAGUUGUGUUGUCUCUCUCCCUUAGGAGUCAGGCUGUCUCUGUGUUGCCCGUCUUAAGGUUGUGUGUCUCUCUCUCUCUCUAGGAGUCAGUCUGUCUCUGUGUUGUCCAGUCUUAAGGUUGUGUGUCUCUCUCUCUCUGUAGGAGUCAGUCUGUCUCUGUGUUGUCCAGUCUUAGGUUGUGUGUCUCUCUCUAGGAGUCAGUCUGUGUUGUCCAGUCUUAUGGUUGUGUGUCUCUCUCCCUCUAGGAGUCAGUCUGUCUCUGUGUUGUCCAGUCUUAAGGUUGUGUGUCUCUCUCUCUCUAGGAGUCAGUCUGUCUCUGUGUUGUCCAGUAUAAGUUGGUGUCUCUCCUAGGAGUCAGUAUGUGUUGUCAGUCUUAUGGUUGGGUUCUCCCUCCCUAGGAAGUCAGUCUUUUGUCUCUGUGUUGUACAGUAUUAAGGGGCUGUCUAUCUCUCUCUAGAGUCAGGUAUGUUAUCUGUGUUUGUUACAGCUUAAGGUUGUGUGUCUAAAUCCAAUCUAGGAGUAAGAUGUAUCGUGUUUGUAAAGGUCUUAAGGUUGUUGUGUCUCUCUCUCUCUAGAAGGUAGUCUUUGUCUCUGUGUGUUAAGUCUUAAGGUUGUGUCUUUCUCCUCUAGGAGUCAGUCUGUUCUAUGUGUUGCCAGUCUUAUGGUUGGUGUGUCUCUCCCUCUAGGAGUCAGUCCAGUCUGUGUUGGCCAGUCUUUAAGGUGGUUGCGUCUCUCUCUCUCUGGAGUCAGUCUGUUCUUGGUUGUCCAGUCUUAAGGUGUGUGUCUCUCUCUCUCUAUCUAGGGUCAGUAUUGUCUCUGUGUGGUAAAGUCUGAAGGGUUUGUGUGUCUCCCUCACAUCUAGGAGUUCAGUAUGUCUCUGUGUUUGUCCAGUCGUAAGGUUGUGUCUAUCUAUCUCUCUAGGAGUCAGUCUGGUCCUCUGUGUUGUCCAAGUCUUAAGGUUGUGUUGUGUCUCUCUUCUCCUUAGGAGUCCAGUUGUUCUCUGUGUUGUCCAGUUCUUAAGGUUGUGUGUCUCUCCAUCUAGGAGUCAGUCUGGUCUAUGUGUUGGUCCAGUCUUAAGGUUGUGUCUCUCUCCUAUAGGAGUCAGUCUGGCUCUGUGUUGCCAGUCUUUGGUUGUGUGUAUCUCUCUCUCUAGGAGUCAGUCAGGCUCUGUGUUGUCCAGUCUUAAGGUUGUGUGUCUCUCCCUCUAGGAGUCAGUCUGUCUCUGUGUUGUCCAGUCUUAAGGUUGUGUGUCUCUCUCUCUCUAGGAGUCAGUCUGUCUCUGUGUUGUCCAAUUAUUAAGGUUUGUGUAUCUCUCUCCCUCUGGAGUCAGUCAUGUAUCUGUGUAUGUCCAGUCUUAAGUUGUGUGUAUCUCCCCCUCAGGAGUCAGUCGUCUCGUGUGUCCAGUUCUUAUGGUUUGUUGUUGUAUCUUCUCCCUCUAGGAGUCCAGUCUGUCUCUGUGUUGUCCAGUCUUAAGGUUGUUGUUGUAUCUAGCCCUCUCGGAGUCAGUUCUGGCUAUGUGUUGUCCAGUCUAGGUUGUUUUGUCUCUCUCUCUCUCUAGGAGUCAGUCUGUCUCUGUGUUGUCCAGUCUUAAGGUUGUGUGUCUCUCCUCUCUCUAGGAGUCAGUCUGUCUCUGUGUUGUCCAGUCUUAAGGUUGUGUGUCUCUCUCUCUCUGUAGGAGUCAGUCUGUCUCUGUGUUGUCCAGUCUUAAGGUUGUGUGUCUCUCUCCCUCUAGGAGACAGUCUGUGUUGUCCAGUCUUAAGGUUGUGUGUCUCUCUCUCUCUCUAGGAGUUCAGUCUCUCUGUGUUGUCCAAGUCUUAAGGGGUUGGUUGUUGUCUCUCUCCUCUCUCUCUCUGGAGUCAUCAGUCGUCUCUGUGUUGUCCAGUUUAAGGUGUGUUUUGUCUCUCUCUCUCUAGGCAAGGAGGUCAGUUGUUCUGUGUUGUCCAGUCUUAAGGUUGUUGUGUCUCUCCCCUCUAGGAGUCUGUCUUCUGUGUUGUCCAGUCUUAAGGUGUGUGUGUGUCUAUCUCUCUAGGAGUCGUCGGCUCUGUGUUGUCCACAGUCUUAAGGUUGGGUGUCUCUCACCUCUAGGAAGUCUGUCUCUCUGGUUGAUCCAGGUUUAAGGUUGUGGUCUCUCUCUCUAGGAGUGCCACAGUCUGCUCGUGUGUACAGUCUUAAGGUUGUUGUCUCUCUCUCUAGGAGUCAGUCUGUCUCUGUUUGUACCAGUCUUAGGUGGUUGUUUGUUACUCUAGAUCACUUAGAGUCUUUGUCUCGCGGGGUUUUGGCAAGUAUUAGAGGUUGUUGUGUCUCUCUCUCUAGAGCCCAGUCUGUCUCUGUGUUGUCCAGUCUUAAGGUUGUGUCUCUCUCUCUCUAGGAGUCAGUCGGGGAGAGGGGGGGUAGGAAGGAUAGAGUGGAGUGGGUGUAGAAAAGGCUAAGGGCGAGAGAAGGGACGGGGUAGUGUACUGGCAUAAAUGAGGAGACGGGAACAAUGUGAAGACACAGAAGGGGGAGGAAAGGAUAAAAAGGAGCGGAGAGAGGUGAAGGGACACGAUGGAAGGAACAGAGAACAGGGAAAGAUAAGAUAAUUAAGCGAAAGAAUCUGGGGUGGGAAAAAAAGAAAUGUCUGGUCGGAAGGGGGACCGCUGGCUGUGAAGGUGGGGACCUGAAACAUUUACUACGCAGAUUUGGAGUGUAAGCUAAAUAAUAUGUAGUACAAUUGAUAUAGAGGAUUAAUCUACUAGAGAAAGAGCGAGAAAAAGAAGAGAAGAGAGAAAAAAAAGAAAGAAGAGAGAGGCCACACAACCCUACCUCCCUCUACCCACCCCCUCCUCCUCCUCUCUCCCCCCCCUCCCUCCUCUCUCUCUCUCUAGGUAUCGUUUGUUAAAGCAACAGUUAGACAUGAAGACAGAAGAGUUAGAUAUUCUCCAGGCUAAACUCCAACAGAGCUCCUUCCAUAAGCAACAGGAGGAGCUGGAGAUGCUGCGCAGGACCAUCGGUGAGUCCACGUACAACAUUUUCAUAGAGCAACAUAUUUCGUAAGAUGGGACAGGCCUUGAACCAAAGAGUUUGGAACUAUUUACUUUCAAUUCUCAUCACCUUCUUGUCAUGGACAUCGACAGGUGGUUUUCCCACCGCAUGUUUUAAAUGAUUUAAACGAUGUAUUGUUUUGCACAUUCCACGUGUUUAGUGGGCAGGAAAUAUGAUAACUUGGCAACUUAAACGUUUGUUUUCAGUGCACUUUGAAACAUUGUACUUUGUUAAACGCUAGAUCAGGGUUCUUCAAUUCCGGUCCUGGAGGGCCGAAACACACUUCUGUUUUUUACUUCUACCUGGUAGUUAAUUGCACUCACCUGGUGUCCCAGGUCUGAAUUAGCCCCUGAUUAGAAGGAGAGGAUGAAAAACAGAGGUGUUUCGGCCCUCCAGGACCGGAAUUGAAGAACCCUGCUCUAUAGACAUUGGAAAGGAGCGUCAAGCUCAUCACCUUUCACUUUCACCACCCUGUGAUGUUCAUCUUAACUUAUCUCUAAUGAACUGCAUGCUUUCCCGAGUCGUAGUGGAAGGGAGCACACUCCAUGUCAUAGCGUGACUCCAUGUUUAGUUUGAUAUGAUGGUUAUUAUGUUUAUUUAUUAGCCUGGAUCAAUAUUUGCACACACAUGCGUUUCCAACUCCAUUUCUUGCAUAAUUAAUUUUACCAACACAAAAAGAUCCCACCAUGUCGAUACGAACAAAUUAUCUGUCGGCAUUUAGAAAACUGUACCGAAACUUCCUGUUUCCAUCACAGCUGUCGUGAUUUUUUUUAAAAUACGGUAUGACUUUACUCGCAUAAAAACUGUGGCUGAAAACGUGUGUGUGUGUGUGUGUCUGUCUGUGUGUGUGUGUCUGUGUGUGUGUGUGUGUGUCUGUGUGUGUGUGUGUCUGUGUGUGUGUGUCUGUGUGUGUGUGUGUCUGUGUGUGUGUGUGUGUGUGUGUGUGUCUGUCUAUCUGUGUGUCUGUGUGUGUGUGUGUGUGUGUGUCUGUCUAUCUGUCUGUCUGUGUGUGUCUGUGUGUGUCUGUGUGUGUCUGUGUGUGUGUGUGUCUGUCUGUGUGUGUGUGUGUGUGUGUGUGUGUGUCUCAGAGGAGUGUGAGGAGACCCUGCGCAGCAGUAAGGAGGUCCAGAAGAAGGCAGAGGAGAAGUACAAGGUAAGAUCACAUCAUGACUUAUUAUCCCCAUGGGUCAUAUCUGGACCUACCCGUGGUCUUCAUUCAGGAUCACGUCAUGGGUCAUAUCUGGACCUACCCGGGGUCUUCAUUCAGGAUCACAUCAUGACUUAUUAUCCCCAUGGGUAAUAUCUGGACCUACCCGGGGUCUUCAUUCAGGAUCACGUCGUGACUUUAAUGUCAUGGGUCAUAUCUGGAAAUCCUCCAACUAGGAUUUUUUGGAAAAGCUACCAGAAUUUUGAACUCUACCCUGGGAUAAUAUAUGCCAUUUAGCAUUUAGCAUUUUUUUUACAGGGUUUAAUUCGGGUUAAGUACCUUGCUCAAGGGCACAUCGACAGAUUUUAUUUUACCUUGUUGGCUCGGGUAUUUGAACCGGCGUCCUUUCGGUUAUUUGCCCAAUGCUCUUAAGCACUAGGCUACCUGGCGCCCAUAUAAAGCUACUUUUAGUCAUCCGUUCAUAGAUUCUUUUUUUACAUAUGGAUGGUCUCGGGAACGGAACCCACUAUCCUGGCUUUGUUGAUAUUGUGUUGUUAAACCUUGACUUGACCACCAGGUGUUGGAGAACAAGAUGAAGAAUGCGGAGGCGGAGAGAGAGAAGGAACUGAAAGCUGCUCAACAGAAACUAAACUCCGCUAAAACCAAGGCUGAUGCGUUCAGUAAGAAACUCAAGGAGAGACAACAGGUGGAGUCAGACGUUCACUCUCUCACGCAUACAUAAACACAUUUUGAAUUCUGUGCCAACUGGCCCCCAAAACCAAAGACACCAGCACAGUAACCUGGUUACAUUAUCCCAGCAAUAACCUGGUUUCGUUAUUCCAGCAAUAACCUGGUUUCGUUAUCCCAGCAAUAACCUGGUUUCGUUAUUCCAGCAAUAACCUGGUUACAUUAUCCCAGCAAUAACCUGGUUUCGUUAUUCCAGCAAUAACCUGGUUACAUUAUCCCAGCAAUAACCUGGUUUCGUUAUUCCAGCAAUAACCUGGUUACAUUAUCCCAGCAAUAACCUGGUUUCGUUAUUCCAGCAAUAACCUGGUUACAUUAUCCCAGCAAUAACCUGGUUACAUUAUCCCAGAAAUAACCUGGUUACAUUAUCCCAGCAAUAACCUGGUUACAUUAUCCCAGCAAUAACCCGGUUACAUUAUCCCAGCAAUAACCCGGUUACAUUAUCCCAGCAAUAACCCGGUACAUUAUCCCAGCAAUAACCCGGUUACAUUAUCCCAGCAAUAACCCGGUUACGUUAUCCCAGCAAUAACCCGGUUACAUUAUCCCAUGACAAAACAGUAUGGUUCACUUUCCCAAAAAUUUAACCCGGUUACAUUAUCCCCAGCAAUAACCCGGUUACUUAUCCAGCAUAUCCAGUUACGUUUGAUGUGCAUAACCGUGUGUGUGGUGUGGUGUUUAUAGGAGGCUGAGUCCCUGGUCCUAGAGUUGGAGGAGUUGAAGAGAGAGCAGGCUGGCUAUGAACAACAGAUACUGGCAGUACAUGAUAGCCAUGAAGUCUAUCCAGGAACAGAUAGACAACAUGUCUACCACCGUGGCACAGAACAAGGUUGGUCAUUUGUUACAUAACGUUAGACCAUGUGUAGUGCUGUGUUUGAAAUGUCCUUGAUGUAAUCAAUACCUGACCCUAUGUUUGACGUAUCAAUAGCCUGGCCCGAGUGUUUGACGUAAUCAAUAGCCUGACCCGAGUGUUUGACGUAAUCAAUAGCCUGGCCCGAGUGUUUGACGUAAUCAAUAGCCUGACCCGAGUGUUUGACGUAAUCAAUAGCCUGGCCCGAGUGUUUGACGUAAUCGAUAGCCUGACCCGAGUGUUUGACGUAAUCAAUAACCUGGCCCGAGUGUUUGACGUAAUCAAUAACCUGACCCGAGUGUUUGACUUAAUCAAUAGCCUGGCCCGAGUGUUUGACGUAAUCAAUAACCUGACCCGAGUGUUUGACUUAAUCAAUAGCCUGGCCCGAGUGUUUGACGUAAUCAAUAGCCUGACCCGAGUGUUGGUGUAAUCCCUCUCUCCCCUCCUCCCCCCUUCAUUCUCUCUCUCCUUCCUCAAUCUCCCUCCCUCCUUUCUCCUCCUCCCCUCCUCUCUCCAGGAGUCGGUGCGUAAAGCCCAGGAGGAGUUGACUAGACAGAAAGAGGUGAUCGUAGCUCAGGACAAAGAGAUCAAGGUAAGUUUGACUACAUUAUUAUCAAUAGUACUGAUGGUGUUAUUACCAUGUUGCUCAUUAUCAUUAUAAUAAUGUUGUCGUUGAAACCGUCUCGGAAACUCAGAACUAAAAUCCUUCAUAAUUGCAUCAGAUGCUGGAUUAAGUUCUGGUGGAGCUGUAGGAGAAAUAUACUAAGGAGAUGAAGUCUCCACCCCCCCCCCUAAACGGAAACUCUCUGCAAGUUGAUAGACCAGAUGUCCCCUCUCCUUCCCAAGUUCAAAAAGUGGGAGCACCUGCAAAGUCGUGAUUUGUCCAAAUGAUCAGUGAUGAAAAGUCUGUACCUGAAUAAAGUUCCUUGUUAGUGGACUCAUUAUGCACAUAGAAACAUAGGAAAAGGUGCCAACUCCAUGGCACACUAAAGAUAGUUUCAGAACCGCAGACAACGACCACUAUUACAACGCAGGAGAAAGUGCAUUUGUUAUAAAAUAAUAUUACCAUAUACUAUUUCAGUAGCACAUGCCUUAGAGUGAUGGACUGUGCCAUCCCCACGGCCUCCACAAUGGUUCAGUCCACUCAGACAGGAGCCAAUCAGACAGGUGUCCCCACGGCCUCCACAAUGGAUCAGUCCACUCAGACAGGAGCCAAUCAGACAGGUUGUCCCCACGGCCUCCACAAUGGAUCAGUCCACUCAGACAGGAGCCAAUCAGACGGGUGUCUUGUGCCCCAUAAUCUUUUUUAAAUACAUUUGCGACUGCUAAACUAAAUAAAUCUCUGUCAACCAACAGCCUAUUGACCAAACAAUCAACCGGUCGACUAAAUGGGAUCAGUCCUAGUUGUCACUCAACUAAUAAAGCCUAAUAUUGUGCAAGCCAUUUUACAAGCAUUUGAAUGCUGAAAGUGCGCGCAGAUGUGCAAGAGAAUAUGCCUUUACUGCUCGUUCAGCGUGCAAAACUAUUGAUCUUGUUGUUCGGCAUGAAAUGACUUCAAUGACUGUCAGCGCCGAUUCAUGCUCAGUCCGACACUGAAGGAGAGGACGCAUCGGUUGUCACAAAAGAUGAGAGGUGUUUUCAGAAGAUAGAAAGUAAUUUAUGCAAAAAAAAUGUUUGAACCAUUCUUAACGUUUUGAAUGGAUUUUCUGACCGGUGCGUGCUACAUAUGGAUCGGUUUGGGGUCCUGCGGACCAACUGUAUCUUAAACAUUUGAAUCGCAGGACCGAUGGGUAUUGGCGAAUUGUUACAUCCAUAGUAUCUACAACUGAAUUAAACGGUAUCCUACACCCAACAUUUUUUUAGAUUUUUUCCCCCCAGACCUCAAGUAGUCUCCUGAUGUGGUUUUAAACAUUGUUGUGGACUUAAAAGUGUGAUUUUGAGUGAAAACAUGAAGAACAAAAAACUGAAACCUGGAAAAACAAAAUGGAGGAAAUGUUCUAGGUCCCUAGAGACGCCACGAUACCAGUCGUUAUGUGCAUCUGUCCAUGAGAGAUUAUUGUAGCCUCUUAGCCAUUUUCUAAAAAUAUCUCAUUUCUACCAACUCUUAUGAGCUACUUUGACAAUAUAAUUUCAUGUUCCAUGCCAACAAAGCGUGUGUGUGGUGUCUGUGUGUGUGUGUGUAUUCCAGGGUAAGAGUACAGAAGCCAACCAUAUGAGAGAGAAAACCAAUGAGUCUCAGCUGAAGAUUAAAGAGUUGGAACACAACAUCAGUAAACACCGUAAAGACAGUCAGGACGCUGCUGCCAAGGUACAUUUUACUGAUCAACCCUUCUUUCUCAUCUCUUUAUUUUGUUCACAUUCUCUCCGUCUGUUUCUCUCUUUAAUGUCUCUUCAGAAGAGAUCACUAAAUCAGAGCAUGAAAUGGGAUCUAGUCUUCUGAGUGAGCUUCUUCCUUCUGUUAGGGGAACAUGAGAGAGAGAGGCAUGUUCUGCUAGCCAGACUAACAUCUCUCUCAUCCCUCUCUCUUACCCACCCCCCCCCACCCACCCCCCUUUUUUCCCCUUCCCCUCCACACCCCCCCCCCCCCAACACCCCCCCCCACCUUUAAACCCCCCCAAACCCCCAAACAUCCCCAAAAAACCCCCCCCCCCCCAAAAACCCACCCCCAAAAAAACCCCCCCCCCCCCAAAAAAAAAACCCCCAAAAAAAAACCCCCCCCCCCAAAAAAAAAAAACUCCCCCCCCCCCCCCCCCCCCCCCCCCCUUUCCAUUCUUUUCCCCCCCCUCCCCCCCUCUCUCUCCCUUCCCCCCCCCCCCCCCUUUUUUCUUUUCCCCCCCCUUUCCCCCCCCCUCCCCCCCCCCUGGCUCUCUCCCCCUCCCCCCCCUUCUCUCCUCCUCCCCCCCCCCCUCCCCCCCUCUUCUCCUCCCCCCUCCCCCCCCCCCUCUCUCUCCCCCCUCCCCCCCUCUCUCUCCCCCCUCCCCCCCCCUCCCCCCCCCUCCCCCCCCCUUUUUCUCUCCCCCUCCCCCCCCGCUCUCUCCCCCCCCUCCCCCCCCCCCCCCUCUCCCCCCCCCCCCCCCUCUCUCUCUCCCCCCCCUCCCCCCCCAACCCCUCUAAUCUCCCCCCCCCCCCUCUCUCUCCCCCCCACCCCCCCCCCUCUCCUCCUCCCCCCCCCCCUCCCCCCCCCUUUUUCCUCCCCCCCUUUUCUCUCCCCUCUCCCCCCCCUCCCUCUUCCCCCCCUCCCUCUCUCCUUCCCCCCCUCCUCUUUCCUCCCCUUCCCCCCUUUUAUUCUUUUGUUUAAACCCCCUUAACCCUCCCUUUCUCCCCCCCUCCGUUCUACCCCCCCCAAAGGGGGCCCCCCCUUUUUCCAAAGGCCCCCCAAACCCUUCCCAAAGGUUUGAUCUUUUUGUUGGGGAACUGGGGGAAGUGGAGAGGGGCCCCUUUCGGGAAAUAAGGGUUAAACUUUCAAUGAAACCCUAAAGGGAGGCGGGAGAGGUGGGGAAGGGGGGGGAGAAAAAGGGGUGGAGGGGGACUCUGUCAAAAAAGGAGCCUUUAACAGCUGGGGUUCAAGCGGGAGGAGGGGGUGAGGGGGGGAUGGAGGGGGGAGAGAGGGUGGAGGAAAUCUGUCCCAAAGGGGUGAACAUGGAGUCAACCCUGAGGGAGGGUUUGAGUAAGGGAGGGAGAGGGGAGGGUGGGGGAGGAUUGCCCAAAAAUGACCAUAAAAUGCUGAGUCAACUUAGAGGGGGUGAGGGAGGGAGGGAGGAAAAGGGGGUUUGGGGGAAAUAUCUGGUCAACAAGAGAGCCAUGAACUUCUGA